AAAAGGAACGACAUCGCGUCAACAUUCACAUCGCAUCGCACCAUGGCGAAGAUCGAGAUGCGGAUCCAGAUCCCGGAGUUCAAGACGGAAGACCGUUCCACCUAUUCCAGAGGCAGCCCAGUCUACUCACCAGCUGUAGGGCCCAAGGGCUCCUUUCAAUGUCGUCUUUCUGUCUAUCCUGCUGGAACCAGCUUGGCAAAACAUCGGAUCCCUUUGUCCGCGUUUGUGGAGGUGUUACCACCCGAAAGCAUCUCCGAAUGGAGCUGUGAAGGUGUGAAGGUGAGCAUCUCACUUCUCAGCCAGAAGGGUGAGGUGCCAAGAACCAAGUCUGAAACCUUCACUUUUUCGAACAAAACCAAAGAUCGUGGCUGGCAUGACCUUUUUCCGGGCGAUGAUAACUGGCACCUGUGGGCCUACAUGGGCAGCGACGGUGAGUUUUGGCUUCGGGCUGAAGUGGAGAACCUGCCCUUUCUCGAAGCACGCAGUGGGAAUUCGACUCUGGAGCCAUUUCGACACUUGGACUUUUCCCAGGAGCUUGCAGUCAUCACAUUUCGAUUGCCCGGAGGCCAGCUCUUCUUUGACCAGCGGCUUCUAAUGGCUCGGUCUGAAUACUUUCAACGGAUGCUGACCUCAGAUGAAUGGGCCGAGAGUAGAAGCAAAGAGGUGGAUUUCAGCGAUGAUGGAAGAGUGACCUUGAAGAAUCUCUCGGCCAUUCUACGUUUUAUUUUGACAGAUGUCUUUGAAACUGAAGAUUUGGAGACCUCAAUGUCGGUACGAGAGGUGGCGGAUCGUUUCUGCAUCACUUCCUUGGUGGAACGAGUGGACGUAGAGUUGAAGGAGAUGCUUAGUGAAGAGAAUGUCUUGCAGAUUUUAAGCGCGAUUCAUGGCAGCAGUGGCGAACUGCAGACUGCCUGCUGGAAGAUGCUCGAAUCUGAUGGCAACAUCUUAGCAAACGCGCCGGAGGAUACGUUGAACGCUCUCAUCGCCAGGAACCCGAGCCUGGCCCGGAAGCUCAUUGUCUUCGGCUGGGGAAGCAAGGCCAAAAGAGCCCGCCAUCAGUGAGAAA
Durusdinium trenchii is the source of this 1066-nucleotide messenger RNA. The record is from the annotation of a GenBank genome assembly. NCBI's taxonomy places the organism in Eukaryota, Dinophyceae, Suessiales, Symbiodiniaceae.